ACACGCCAAUUUAUACGCUAGUGAUUGAACAGCUUAGAAUAGGCAGAGGAUCGUCUUACCGUCUCCUCUUUCAUGGGGGGGCAAAAGACCUUCUCGUGAAUUGCCUCUCACUAGAUGGGCUGGCAACAAAAAGUGAAAUUUAAUGUGAUGCCCAUGUUGCGCUUUAUGGAAUAUUAUGUCUGAAUCAAACUUUAUAUGGCAAGUGUUAGGCUUUACUUUGUUGAAUACUUUUUAGCGAAAAGCAACAGGGAAUCAGUACAGCAUGUCAGCAGAUAUUAGUUUAUUUGAUCUGGUCAACCUAUCUAUCGGGACUCCGGAGCCUGGAGCGGUCCAGUUCAACGCUCUCCACACGCUUCUGCACGCCCUCAUCAAGCACCUGAACAUCCAGGAUGUCAAGACCGAGUGGAUCGUCCAGCAGGACCCGAACCGGGACUUGCCGCCUCCGGAAGCCCAGGAGAUCCCCCGGGAGAAGCCCAGCCCGUACCACCACAUGGAGGGAAAGCUGCGGCACAUCGAGAGGCAGAUAUCCGCCCUGGAGACGCUGCCGAGCGGCACGGACCUCCUGCACCGCAGCGCCUCCGGGACCGGCGCCGCCACCCCGGUCAGCGACAUGUGGCAGUUCAUGCAGCUCCGGAGGAAAGUCCAGGCGAACGAGGACGGCGUGUCUAAGUGUAUGGGUCUUAUCCAGGACCUGAUGAAGGAGAUUCAGGAGCUGAAGGAAACCAGAGACAAUCUCAAGAAGGAGGUGAAGACCCUCAACAGCCAGCUCAAUAAGAUGACCAAGAGUGACCUGGCCGAGCGGGUGACAAACCUGGAGCAGUGCUGCCAACUAGUGGAGGAUCUGGAGAAGAACAUGAGGGAGGUGAGGGAGAGGAUGGCUCAGUACCCAGAGCCGGACGAGAUGACGGAGUUUGUCACGUGGGAGGUGUUGCAGAAGACCCUCGUCAAGCAGAGGCAGACUCUGGAUCGUCCGUUCCAGCCCUUCAUGACGCGCCGCACCAGUAGUGCCGUCACCAUGGGAACCCUCCGUGUGCCCGCGCUAGACUCCGCCCCUGGCGCCGCCGCCGCCGCCCUCAUGCCCGUUCUGAUGCCCGCUGCUGGACCUGCCGCCGGCACCGCGACCUCUGACCCCAACGUGGCUGCCAGGCUAGCCGUCGCCGCUGCCCCCUCCUCGGGCCAGGCUGGCACUGCCCGCUCUGCGAGCUCGGACGACGUCUGUUUGGGCUCCGCAGGUUCCGCGCCCUCGGACUCGGCGAUGGGCACAGCGUCGGCGUCGGAUGACAGCGGAGACAGCAGCGCCACCGCCCCCCCUGCCCACGCCAACGCCCACAACGAGCAGACUGGUAGCGCUGCCCCCCCUUCUCUUGCCCCCUCUUCUCUUGCCCCGGCCCAGUUUGCCCCUGCUGCCCAGUUUGCCCCUGCUGCCCAGUUUGCCCCUGCUGCCCUGGCACACGGAGCCUGAGGAGACCCGACGCUGCUGCUGCAGCGGGCACCUUCAACCCGUACCUGGUGUACGCCCACGGCGCCCCCUGUCUGCCGGAGGGCACCAGUGAUGGCGGCGGCGGAGGUGGAGGAGGUGGGCAGGGUAGAGACCCUGAUGGGAGACAAGGAGAAGGGGGGGCCCUGGAGCCGUGCUCCUCUGACGGGGUGCUGCUGGAUCUCGGGGUGCCCCUGUCGCGGGUGAGCAGUGGGGCGCUGGGCUACCCCCAGACCCUGCACGCGCUGCACGCCCUCGGCGGCCUCGGGGAUCGGCUCGUCAGCCUGGAGACACGCGUGGCACAGCUGGAGGAGAUCAAGGCCGACCAGACCAGACUAGACGAGCUCAGAGAGGCUGUGGCUGUAAUGGGUGAGAAAGAUAUGCCUGAAAACCAGCUUAUGGAGGAGAUGAACCACCUGAAAGAUCUGGUAGAGACCCUGAUGGGAGACAAGGAGAAGCUUUGGGAGUUUGGUGGUGCAAACACACUUGAGCUCUCACACACUCUGACAGGAGACGCAGCUGAGCAGCAACUGCGAGAACAGCUAGCACA
This is a messenger RNA of Sardina pilchardus (European sardine), 2027 nucleotides long. RefSeq lists its product as uncharacterized. The record is from RefSeq and is a predicted model, not a curated record. Lineage: Eukaryota; Metazoa; Chordata; Actinopteri; Clupeiformes; Clupeidae. The transcript is spliced from 8 exons. The coding region runs from base 263 to 1462 and encodes 399 amino acids.